Penicillium manginii is the source of this 423-nucleotide messenger RNA. RefSeq lists its product as uncharacterized. The record is from RefSeq and is a predicted model, not a curated record. NCBI's taxonomy places the organism in Eukaryota, Fungi, Ascomycota, Eurotiomycetes, Eurotiales, Aspergillaceae. The transcript has a single exon. The coding region runs from base 1 to 423 and encodes 140 amino acids.
AUGUUACAUUGCCUGCAGCAGUGGCCGGUUGACCUAUCGGGUGAUUCAAUCAGAUAUCAUGGAUAUGACAUUUUGAACGGUACACCGCGUGGCCUUUCCGGCGUGCCUGAACAGCUGCAUUCGCUUCGUUUCAUCGCCAGAAGCCAACUGGACAAGUCUUUGGAGCCUUUGCAGCCUUUGAAGCGGGCGACGCGGCCUCCGCCCCUCGUGGGGUUUCCUAAAGCGUGCAGUCUGACGGAUUCCGCCUUGACUCGUCAUCUCCAGGGCUAUAAAUGUGAGCAACGCCGGAAAGGAUCAGGGUUCUAUAUUGUCUACGACCCCAUAUCAUUAUAUAUGACACUGUUGCCUGUCCCAUCGAGGAUAUUGCAUCGGCUUAUCCUCCUGGGCAUCGCAGUUCUCUCCUAUCUGGCGGCAGUGGCUUAA